Messenger RNA from Acytostelium subglobosum LB1, 1158 nucleotides. RefSeq lists its product as hypothetical. Gene Ontology annotation, biological process: N-terminal peptidyl-methionine acetylation. Bases 1 to 1158 code for a protein of 385 amino acids. Gene Ontology annotation, cellular component: Golgi membrane. The transcript is spliced from 2 exons. Gene Ontology annotation, molecular function: protein-N-terminal amino-acid acetyltransferase activity; histone acetyltransferase activity. The record is from RefSeq and is a predicted model, not a curated record. NCBI's taxonomy places the organism in Eukaryota, Evosea, Eumycetozoa, Acytosteliales, Acytosteliaceae.
AUGGCAAUGAACAGGAAGAAACAUACAUAUCAACAUAAUCAUCAACAGCAACUACAUCAACAACAUCAAGAAGAGGAUCAUAUUUAUGGUGUAAAUAGACAUUUGUUGAAUAGUAUUGUCUUUAGACCAUUCACUCAAAGUGAUACAUUCGACCUACAACAGCUACAAGGCCAUCUGUUUCCUGUAAAGUAUCGCAGCUCAUUCUAUAGGAAGCUGUUACAGAAGGACUUUAUAUCGGUACUGGCAUUCAAAGAGGGUGCUGAAGUGACACCCAUUACAUCACCUGCUACAACAACAUUGACAUCUACAUUGAUAUCAAAGGCGACGACUGCAACACAAUCAGAGGCUGGAGAACAAACAUUCGAUGCAUCAAACAAUGAGGUGUUGUUGGCAUCACCUACAACAUCAACUACAUCUACAUCUUCAUCAGUAUCAACAACAGUUGAUGGUAGUGGAGGUAUCAAGUCACCGACCAAUGUAGCAACACUCCUGCCACAACAACGUGGCAAUGAACUUGUUGGAGUGGCCACAGCCAGGAUAUCAAAGGACUCUGGACUAUGCUCAUUGUUCUUUUCAAACAUCAAUGGCUACAUACUUACAUUUGGUGUCAAAGAACAAUAUAGAGGCCUGGGCAUUGGUGCCAGGUUAAUAGAUCAUAUAUGUGACAUAUUGGAGAAACAGAGAUGCAAGUUGGCAUCACUUCAUGUCAAGGUGGAUAACAAAGAGGCGAUACAGUUCUAUCAGAGGAAUGGGUUCACCAUCGAUGAGCACCUUGUCGACUAUUACCUAAUACAGGAUAUAAAGUACGAUGCACUCAAAAUGACCAGGAUGCUGAGGCAUGAUGCAAGGAAUAGUUGGAUAUCAUGGUUUUCAUCACUUGCCAUCAAUGACAACAACGUUGACAACAACAAUAACAAUAGCAACAAUAACAACAACACAGAAUCAAUUAAUAUUGGAUCACCAUCAUCAUUAUCACCUCCAUCAAUAUCAUCAUUAUCAUCUCCUACAGCUCAAUCACCACUGAGUACAUCGAUAACUAUACACUCUCGACAAGGCAGUAAUAACAAUCAACUGACGCCACUACUCAUGAUACCAGACGACGAUACCUCUUCAGACUUUGCCUUGAGCCCUGGGACUGGAACACGUCUACAACAUUGA